Molecule: messenger RNA, 1153 nt
Organism: Solea senegalensis (Senegalese sole)
Lineage: Eukaryota; Metazoa; Chordata; Actinopteri; Pleuronectiformes; Soleidae
Product: lysophosphatidic acid receptor 6-like
Exons: 2
Coding region: 154-1152 (332 amino acids)
Biological process (GO): behavioral response to pain; G protein-coupled receptor signaling pathway
Cellular component (GO): membrane
Molecular function (GO): G protein-coupled receptor activity
Source: RefSeq, a predicted model, not a curated record
CUGCUAACUGGGAAAAUCAUGACCGUACCAUCACGGCACUGAAGAGAUCUGCGACUGACACCGCUGGAGAAGACCCUGCGACCUUUUCUGUUCUUCAGAUGUGAGAGCGACACCGUGAUUUUCCAGUGUUGAGGCAGCAAAUCAUUGAGGGACAUGGAGCUGUGGAAUAUGACUGACGAACCAGCCAAGCCAUUCUCACCCUUGACCAACUGCACGGUGGACACAAGCUACCGAUUCACCUUCUAUCAAGUGUCCUACAGCGUCAUCUUCCUGCUGGGCUUGGCCACCAACGGCCUGGCGUUGCAUAGACUGUGUUCAUCACCGUGCACCAUCAACAGCACAGCCAUAUACAUGGUCAGCCUGUCAGCUGCUGACUUGUUCUUUGUGAUCUCACUGCCUCUGAGGAUCUACUUCUACUACCAAAAGGCUCAAACCUUGUCCCCCAACACAGGAGUGAUGUCCAGGUGGACACCCGGUGCGACGUACUGCCACUUAACUUUUACCCUCAAAUACAUCAGCCUCUACGGGGGCAUCUUCUUCCUGGUGUGCAUCGCUGUGGACCGUUACUUUGCUGUGGUGCACCCUCUGGGGUCAACGCUGCGCAGGCUGCGUGUCGCACAGCUGGUGAGUGGGGGCCUGUGGUGCCUCGUGCUCACACUCAGUGUGAGUUUGCCUCUGCUGCGAUCAGCUGCUGCUCACCAGCACCAACCCUGCCUGUUGGACCCAUCCUCCCAACACCACCGGACCAUCAUACUGGCCGCCCUGGGCUUAGUACUGGGCUUGUUUCUGCUUCCCACUGUGCUUCUUCUCUACAGUUACUGCAGAGUGCUGAGCGUCCUUCGCCAGUCAAGACACCGCUCGCGCAGCCAGCAGCGCAGCCGCAAGCACACACUCACAGUCAUUUACUGGGUGCUGGGCGUCUUCUUGCUGUGCUUCGUUCCCUAUCACAUCAACCUGCUGGGAUACACGCUCACACAUGUGGGGCUGCUCUCCCACUGUGGCCUAGCCAAGGUGACCAAGGCUGUGCAUCCUGUGGUUCUGUCACUAGCCAGCUCCAACUGCUGUCUCAACCCACUUAUCUACUAUUUCUCCAGCAGCCUGGUGCACAGGAAGGCACCUGGUAGUGGUGGUGGUGGCAGUGGCAGCCGUUGAU